Molecule: messenger RNA, 2329 nt
Organism: Anguilla rostrata (American eel)
Lineage: Eukaryota; Metazoa; Chordata; Actinopteri; Anguilliformes; Anguillidae
Gene: s100v2
Product: S100 calcium binding protein V2
Exons: 3
Coding region: 198-512 (104 amino acids)
Cellular component (GO): perinuclear region of cytoplasm
Molecular function (GO): calcium-dependent protein binding; calcium ion binding
Source: RefSeq, a predicted model, not a curated record
CUCUGACUGACACGGAAGGUGGAAUCCAGUUGCACUUUUUUUUUUUCGUCGAGUGGGAGGAUACGGGACGCCAGCCAAGGUAUGACAGAGGCAAUGGAACUGUGAGGAACUCUUCAGGGAACGAAGUUACAAUUACUGAGCUUCGCAGAAAGAAAAGUUUACUUUUAACAGGAAAGACCAAAAAGAAGGAACCCCAAAUGGCGGCACAGCCCUCCGAUCUAGAGAAGGCCAUAAAUACCCUGGUCACACAAUUCCACUCGGCCGGCGGCGGAAACAGCUCCACGCUGAAGAUCGACGAGUUCAAGAAUCUCCUCUCCAGCCAGCUGCCAAACCUCGCCAAGACGGCAGGCAGUGAGCAGGGUUUCGGGGAGGUGCUGCAGAUGAUGGGGGUGAAGGAAGGCGAAGGCGUCAGCUUCAAGAACUUCUGGUCUCUGAUCCAGAACCUGGCCACUUCCCAGUACGGCAUCCUGAGUCAAGCAAGCCCCACCAAAUGCAGCUGUCUGCUGCUGUGAGACAGCCUGGAGACUACUGCCACCACCUCCUCCCCUCCCCCAACCUGUCCCAACCCCACCCCCCCAACCCCCCACCACCCUGUCCCAACCCCACCCCCCCGACCUCCCACCACCCCCUCCCCUCCCCCACCCUGUCCCAACCCGACCCCCCACCACCCCCUCCCCUCCCCCACCCUUUCCCAACCCCACCGCCCGACCCCCCACCCCCCCUCCCUUCUCUUCCCCACCCUGUCCCAACCCCACCCGCCCACCCCUCCCUUUCCCUGCUGUGUCCCUCCCCCACAUCCCCCUCGUCCCAACCGCCCCCUCCCCUUCCCCCGCCACAUCCCAACCCCACCCCACCUCUCCUCACCCCCCCCCACCCCCCUCUGUCCCUCACAACAGCGAUGAGAUGGCAAGGGGUUUGCCAAAACCCGAAAAUGGACGGAGCCACCCAACGCUCUCUGUGACUUGUUGAUUUGAACCAAAUGUUGUAUUAGUUUUUUGUUUUUUUGUGUGUGUGUGUUUUGUUUUUUUGGUUCAAGCAAGUCGGUGAUUGGUUGCUCGUUUGACAGCUCCGCCCAUUAUCGGGUUCAUGUAAACCUCACCUCUGUGCCACUAGCCCUAACAAGACCUGAUUUACGCUCGGCCUUGAUAGCUUCUCUCCAACACCACCCCCCACCCCUGCAAACACAGUGUCUUGGUGCUAGUAGCCAAAUCUCCACACACUCCACACACACGACCACUCCCUCCUAUUGUGUUAUCUUUAGAACUGAACCUCCCAGUACCGCUCUGUAUGUUGGGGUUGGGGUUGGGGUUGGGGGGGGGGGGGGGGGGGAAAUUUCAGCAGUGUAAUUUUGAUGGGUGAAUCCUGAGCCUCACCUCACCAUCACCCCCAAAUCCACUCUCUAGGUCCCAGAGAGAGGUGGUGUAACCCCCCCCCCCCUUUACACAACACCAUUUUCAAAACAUUCCAACCCACCAUGGUCCAUUUGGUGGGUUCAUUGCUUUCCACAAAUUAAGAUGGGACGCCCAGCCGAACCUGAGAUCAGAGGUUAAUAAUUGUCUUUUUUAUAUACAUACACGCAUCAUCAAUCAUUUAUCAUUUCGUAAUUUCACUUCACCUGACAUGACUUGACCUUCUAGAGAUGCUAAAGUCUUUGUCUUUUAAAAUCACUUCUAGUGAGGUGAUUUGCUUCCAAAGAAAGAUUAAUUCAGACAUUGUGUUUGGACAGCCCUGGCUUUGAGAAGGACCAGCUGAAGUAUGUCAUCACUACUAGGCAUUCCUCUGGGCCAAAGAGAUUUCUGAUCGAUAUCCAGAGUGACCUGUUUGGCCUAUUCUAGUGGUGGGAGAGUGAGGUUGCAUUCUGUCCAUAAUGGGUACAUCUAUAGUGAGUUGACAGUCAGUGAUUUGCUUGAGCCAAUCAAAUGGUUCUGCACGCUACAGUGGACCACAAUGAUUGGUUAAAACCAGUGAGUGACUGAUGGUACAUGGUGGCUCUGCCAUUUUUUUCUUCUUUUUUUUUUUUGUUUCGGAUUCUCCCAACACUAGCCCUCUAUAGUUACUAACCAGCUCAUUCCUAAUGUAGUACUGUCAGUGACAAUAAUUCAACCACUUCCUGUUCUGAGGGGUUGCAACUUCCUGUAACCAAAAAAAAAAUGUAUUCACUGUCAUGCCAAUGUUUUGCAUCCUAACGUGUUUGUGAUCAUUUUUUAUUUGUCAUGCUCGUAUAACCUUUUUUUUCUUCAAAAUUAAACUGCCCAAUCCUGAAACUGCAACGAGACAUUGAUUGAAUAAAAUUUUAAUGAUGUCGUUAAAUAAAAAAAAAAAAACAUAA